AUGACCGCCCUUCCAGGCGCACCGCUGUCCCAAUGCAUAGACGCGAUUUUCGACGAGGAUUACCAAAACAUCCGGCAGCAGCUGCAGGAGGCAGUAUCGCAGCUACGCACAAUCCCCAAAACGGUCAACCCAGACAUGGCCAUCUGCAACACCCUCGGCGCCGCCUGUCAGGAGCCUCGCAUCCGCAACUUUACCCCCAUUGGCCCGUUCAAGGACGAGGCCGCCUUUAGCCAGGAGAUGCGCUUCUCCGACGAGCCAAGCCGUCGCGGACACCAGAUUGUCUUUACGCACGCGGACCUGAACCCGCGCAACAUCAUGGUCGACCGCGUGCGAGGGCCCGAUGGCGGGCGGCACUGGGAGGUGGUUGGCAUCGUGGACUGGGAGACGGCGGGCUACUACCCCGAGUACUGGGACUGCACCAAGUCGCUGUACGAGGGAUUCCAGUGGCCGCAGCGCCACAAUGAGGUGAUGAAGAGCGUGUUUGCGGCGCUGGGCGACUACACGGCGGAAAUGGACGUGGAGCGACGAAGCUGGGAAUCGGGGGACGGUCUAUAG
Messenger RNA from Akanthomyces muscarius, 555 nucleotides. RefSeq lists its product as uncharacterized. The coding region runs from base 1 to 555 and encodes 184 amino acids. Lineage: Eukaryota; Fungi; Ascomycota; Sordariomycetes; Hypocreales; Cordycipitaceae. The record is from RefSeq and is a predicted model, not a curated record. The transcript has a single exon.